Cuscuta epithymum is the source of this 1327-nucleotide messenger RNA. The record is from the annotation of a GenBank genome assembly. NCBI's taxonomy places the organism in Eukaryota, Viridiplantae, Streptophyta, Magnoliopsida, Solanales, Convolvulaceae.
CUUUUUUGUUCUUUUCUUCUUUUUUCUCAUAAGAAAAAUGGCGGACUCUUCCACAUGUUUCUUGUUUUAGUCGGCGGAGCUUCUUAAGCCAUUUUGUGUGACUUUCUCAUCCUGUACUCGGUAUUUCGUCCUCGUUUUCUCUUUUGGGUCCAUUUCCCUUUUUCUUUCUGUUUUUACUUAAAGAAGGUCUUCGAUUAAUCAAAGAUCGAAGCUCUCAUCUUUUGCGGUCAUGGGCAUAUGGGAUUCUUUCCUCAACUGGCUUCGCAGCCUGUUCUUCAAACAGGAGAUGGAAAUAUCUCUUGUUGGACUUCAAAAUGCAGGCAAGACAUCUCUAGUUAACUCCAUCGCCACUGGUGGCUACAGCGAGGACAUGGUUCCAACUGUUGGGUUUAACAUGCGUAAAGUGACAAAGGGAAAUGUAACUAUCAAAAUUUGGGACGUCGGAGGACAGCAUAGGUUUCGUUCCAUGUGGGAGCGUUACUGUCGUGGUGCCUCUGCUAUUGUUUAUGUGGUUGAUGCUGCCGAUCGAGAUAGUGUUCCUAUAUCCCGGACUGAACUCCAUGAUCUCUUGACAAAGCCUUCACUGACCAGUAUCCCAUUGCUUGUACUUGGAAACAAAAUUGACAAACCAGAAGCUCUUGCCAAGCAGUAUCUCAUGGACCAAUUGAGUCUUCAAACAAUCAAGGAUAGAGAGGUCUGCUGCUAUAUGAUCUCUUGUAAAAAUUCUGUAAACAUUGAUGUUGUUAUUGAUUGGCUUAUUAAGCACGCCAAGACAACAAAGUGAAGCUUGUAGCCAAAGUAACAUGUAAAGCUGGUGUUUUUCACUAUUUUCAUAAAAUAACUAAAAUAUGAAACAAUUUUUUUAAUGAUUGGCUUUUCAACAAUAAAUACACACAAAUAGGGCAUGUAUCAUCUACACGACCACACUGUGUGUAGGACUGUAAGUAGCAAAAACAGACAGAAAUAAAAAUGUGAGGAAAAAGUUGAGAUAAGCAGUUGCCCUGGUAAGAAGAUAGAUGGCUCUCUGUUUCCAAACAAUAGUUGCUUGAUCUUUUAUUUCUCUCAGGUUAUGUUUCGUGUGAUGGAUGAGUGAUGUAAUUUUUACCCAUUAAAACAUUUUCUUGUUUUUUAAUAUUUUACAAAUUUGUUUUAUUUUGGUUAGUCUUCAAUGUGUCGGAGGUGUCCAUUUUAAAUGAUGUGUAUAGGUAUUAAGAUGAUGUCUAUGUGAAAUGUGAAUUACUACUAAAUGAUAUUACGUAUUUGUAUACGAGUUUGUUUAUCUUGUGCUGAAUAAACAAUUUGAGUUGAAUUUAAUAAUCAAUUUAAU